ACAAAAUAAUACUCAGUAAAUUUGUGAAAUUAUUUUUAAAAUUUGUGAUAUAUAUUUUACAAAAACAUAUAAAGGCCGCUGGUAUAUUAUUGCAAGUGCAAAUUUAUCGUAAAUUGGUGAUUAUUUAACCGACCCUAUGCCUAACAAUAAUUUAUCUGAAACACAAUGCAGUCGAACAGCAAGUAUUAAUAUAAUACCAGAAUUUAUAUUAAGAAUUGUUGUAUGUGAUUCUUAUUUAACAAAGCCAAUUCCUGGAUUGGAUGUGAUUUAUUCUGAGUUCAGAGGAAGUGACAUAAAGCAGGUCCCAGUUUUAAGAAUAUUCGGUUCAACACCAAAUGGCAAAAAGGGCUGCUUACAUGUUCAUGGAGUUUUUCCAUAUUUUUACAUACCCUGUCCCAUAUCAAACCCUAAACCACAGUUUUUAUAUCAAGUUGCAACAAGUUUGGAUAAGGCAUUAAACAUAGCUCUGAAACAAGCAACUUCUAAUAAUCAGCAUGUUUAUAAAAUUACAUUAGUGAAGGGAUUACCUUUCUAUGGAUUUCAUGAUAAAGAACAUUUAUUCUUAAAAAUAUUUCUCUAUAAUCCAGGCCUAAUGAAACAGGCUGUUGAAUUAUGCAGUAAUGGCGCAAUCCUGGGGCAAGUCUUACAACCGCAUGAGUCACAUCUCAAUUUCACGUUACAAUUUUUUAUUGAUUUCAAUCUUUUUGGUAUGAGUAAUAUAGAAUUGCAAAGCGUGAAGUUCCGCACGCCAAUAAAUGAUCUAAUAUGCAGUAGUGAGGAUCCUAAUGAAACAUUAAAUACAUUUAAUGUUAAAAGGGAAAGUACAUGUUACUAUGAAGCUGAUUGUGUUGCAUCUCAUAUUCUCAAUAGACUACUUAUUGGCAAAGGUGAUGGAAUAGAAAAUCCUGGUCUAGAAGAAGUUUGGAAUCAAGAAAUGGAGAGGCGAAAACAGUUAAAUAUGUCGAUAGCAAGCAAUUCAUUAACACAAGAAAGGUUAUUGAAUGAAGGAACAGACUCACAUCAAAAAUUUAAAGACAUGUUUCUUGUUAAGUUAGCUAAUUUGAUUGAUAAGCCUCCAGAUAGUCAAGAUGAUGUUGUUCAAGUGCAUUAUCCUGCUGAAACAUUAGAUGGAUCACAGUUUUUCAAUGCAACUGAUGUCAAUACACAUUUAACAAAUAGCAAUUUCAAUGUUGAUCUAAGUAAAUCUGCAUGUACUAUGAAUGAUAGUGAUGCUACAAUUGUUAACGAAGAUAUUGCUCUCAACAGUAGUAUGGAUAUCCAAUACAGUCAAAUUUUAUUGGAUAAUGAGGACUUAGAAUUAGUGGAUAUGUUACAAGAUUUAGAUGGACAUGUUGUGGAUGAAGAUAGUGUUAUGGGAACACCGGUUGUAGAAGAUAUAGAAGAAGAAAUAAGCAAUGAUGAAUAUUCACAAAUAUUAAAUGAAGAAAUAAUUCACCAAGAAUGUGAUAUGGACGAAAAAUCCCCAUCAUGGAACGAUUCGUUUUGGGAAGGCGCAAAUAUUCCGCAAUUAGAUGGUAAUUGUGAUGAUGAAUCCAUUAAAACAUAUCGUAAAAGGAAAAAGAGACCAUUAAAGUUAGGUUUGUCAAGACCAAAAAGCAAAAUAAAACCUAUAUAUGAUUGUAAAGAGCCUGAAACUGUACUAUCUCAAUUAAAUAAUAGUGAUGAAAUAAAUGAAUCUAGAGAAACAAUUGAUUGUAUAUCAAAUGCGCAUUUAAGAAUUAAAUCUGAAAUAGACCUAUCUAAAGAUGUACCUUUUGAUAUUUCCCAAAAGAGCCAAUCAUUGCUUAAAGAUGAUAAUAUUGUUAAUUUAGUAGAAAAAAUUGAUAAAUCAAGUAGUUUUUCAUUAAAUUAUGAACCCAAAGCAGGUCCAUCGUAUAUAUCUCCAGAAUUUUUAACAUUUGAUGAUGAACAAUCAUUUGCAUCUAAUGAAGACGAAAAGGCGAUUGAAAGUUUUUAUGAUCAGUCAAAUUUUUUUGACUUAUCAAUGGAAAAUUCUUUGAGGAUCGAGACAGAGCCUGCACAAUUAGUGGCCUGUAAUAAUAACACCAAUGUGGCAGAUGAAAGUACUAGUUCUGUACCUAACAAUAAAGUAUUAAGUCAUCAUAAUAAAAUAUGGACACCGAAAUAUCAAGCACCUAGCAAAGAUUAUGUUAUUUCUACACUUGAUAAGUACAAUAUACCGAAAACUAAAAAUCAAGAGCCAUAUUAUUCUAAUUACAAAGAUGUAGGAGAUAAAAUUGAAAUUGGUCAGAUGAUUCUUAAACUAAACAGUACACUGGCUCGAGAUCAGAAACCUUAUGAAAAAGUUUUAGAUACUACAAGUAUAGAAGAAUGGCGUCAAUUAUUAUUUUUGGAAAAUAAUGGCUUCAGUCAGGUAGAUACAUCAAAACCUGAUUCUCUAAAGCAAAUUCUGGCUGGUAAUAGAAGUUGUAUUCUGCAACCUUUACAGAAAGCUCCCACUACACUGGACGCUCUUAAGUGGUGUGAACUGAAUCCUAGAAAUCUCAAUAUAGAUGAUGAGAAUAUUGUUGAUAUAAAAGAAGUGAGUGCUAAACCAGAAGAUAUAGAAAAUUCACAAGCAAUUGGUUUAAUUGAUAGUGAAAUAGAUAGCAGUAUGAGUUUAGAUGAUAAGAGUAAUACAGAACCGGACAAAACACUUCAGAUUUCAAUGCAUACAGAUGGCUCGUUUCUCUGUUUUGGAAAGAAUCAAAGUGAAAAAGAUCUAUCUGUAACACCAAAUAGUCUAGAGGUAGACUUUUUGACGAUAAUGGUGGCUGAAGUCCAUACUUCGGUGCGUAGCGAUUUAAACCCAGAUCCUGCUUUAGAUGUGAUUGAAGCAGCUUUUGUAACAGUUGCAAAUAAUUGUCUAGACCAGAACAAUCGGCCGAAACACUUGACAAUCAUAAUAGUGGUUGAUAAUUUGAGUGCGCCCAAGUAUUUAGAUAGAUGUGUAUUCAAUAAAGUUGUGAUAUAUGUCAAAAAUGAAAAUGAAUUAAUAGAGAACAUAAUAAAUUUAGUUAAAGAACACGACCCUGAUAUUAUGUGUGGAUAUGAAAUUGAAAUGAACUCUUGGGGAUAUAUAUUAGAAAGAGCUCAGAUAAUUGGUGUUGAAGUAGUUAAGGAAAUAUCAAGAAUAACUGAGAAGCAUCGUCAGAAAAAGUGGAGACACGAUGAGAAUGAAAUGGAGGGUAGAAUAAUUGGGAGAAUCACUUUUAAUGUUUGGAGAUUGUUUCGGUACGAGUUAGCUUUGUCGAGUUACAGUUUCGAGAAUUGUAUGUAUGUUGUAUUAAAUGAACGAGUGCCGAAGUACAGUUACGCACAGUUGGCAAAUUGGUGGAAUGAUGAGUCGAGAUUGUUUCGAUGGAUCACGGUAGAAAACUACAUGACCAGGUUAUCAGGAACUGUCAGAAUGCUGGAAAAGCUUGAUAUUGUAAACCGCACUUCGGAAUUGGCUAGACUAUUUGGUCUGCAGUGGUGGGAAGUAUUAUCAAGAGGGUCCCAAUUUCGUGUUGAAUCUCUAAUGCUAAGAGCUGCGCGACCUUUGAACCUGGUUGCUCUAUCACCGACUGUCAAACAGAGGGCUGCUAUGAAAGCGCCAGAAUGUCUGCCACUCAUAUUUGAACCAGAGUCGCGAUUUUAUCAUGAUCCUGUUAUUGUGUUGGACUUUCAAAGUCUCUACCCUUCCAUGAUGAUCGCAUACAAUUACUGUUUCUCUACGUGUAUUGGGCGCGUGCAGAACAUUAGUUGUAACACACCAUAUGAGUUUGGAGCAUGGCGAUUGCGGAUCUCAGAAGCGAAACUAAAGGCCCUAGCUAAAAACGACCUUGUCAAUUGGUCACCGGUUGGCAUCGGUUUUGUGAAGCCCUCGGUACGUCGUGGGGUGCUACCGGCGUUGCUCCGCAGGAUCCUCGCGGCCAGACAAGCUGUGAAGAAGGGAAUGAAACUACAAACCGAUGAUGCUGUUAAAAAAGCAAUGCAUUCCAGACAAUUAGGUCUAAAGUUAAUAGCAAAUGUGACGUAUGGGUACACGGCUGCCAACUUCAGCGGUCGAAUGCCUUGUGUGGAAGUUGGCGAUAGUGUGGUCGCUAAGGGUAGAGAAACUCUUGAACGGGCAAUCAAACUUGUGAGAAACGGCAAGUGGAACGCUAAGGUGAUAUACGGUGACACGGACUCUAUGUUCGUGCUAGUACCCGGCGGCACGCGCGCGGAGGCUUUCAUCAUAGGACAGCAAAUAGCUGACGCGGUCACCGCUGACAACCCGUCUCCAGUUGUGUUGAAAUUGGAAAAGGUAUAUCAGCCGUGCAUAUUGCAGACAAAGAAGCGGUACGUUGGCUAUAUGUACGAAAGUCCAGAGCAAGCCAAACCGGUGUAUGAGGCUAAAGGUAUCGAAACAGUCCGUCGCGACGGAUGCCCCGCUGGCGUAAAGCUUCUUCAACGAUCGCUUUGUGAGCUUUUCGACUCGGGUGACAUGUCCCGAGUGAAGCGCAUUGCGUGCGGUUUGCUCACAAAGUUGAGUGAGGGUUCCUUGCCACCGCAUGAGUUAUUCUUCACGCGAGAGUACCACGGGGCUGCUGGGUACAGACCCACAGCCGCUGCACCACCUAAUGAAAUUGCCAAGCGGCUAUUGUCCCGCGACCGUCGUGCGGCCCCUCGCACGGGCGAGCGUGUGUCGUGGCUGGUGUGUGCCGGCCCGCCGGGCACGCCGCUGGUGCGUCUGGCGCGCUCGCCGCCCGAGCUGACGCGAGACGCGGCGCUCGGGCCGCACGUCACGUACUACGCCACGCGCGCGCUGCUGCCACCGCUGCACCGCUGUCUGUCGCUGCUCGGAGCGGAUGUCUUCAAGUGGUGGAACGAGGUGGGUUACACUCGCGAAGUCCACAUAGAGCGUAGCGCGGCAGCCGGCGGCGGCAUCGCCCGCUACAUGCAGCGCGGGCGCUGCGCAGUGUGCGGCGCGCGGGGGGCGAGGGCUCUGUGUGGGCCGUGCGCCGCUCGGGGGACUCACUCCGCAGCGCUCCUGGCGGCCAGGGCGGCGAAACAACAGACACACCUGCGCUACUGUUAUCAGAUUUGUGGAUCGUGCUGCAAUCACGGCGAUUUUUUGAAAUGUGAAAAUACGGAAUGCCCCAUUCUCUGGAAACAAAUACUAACGAGUCAAAAGUUAAAUCAACUUGGAGAUGUUAUCACAAAUCUACCGGAACAUUUUAAUGUCGAAGCUCGACCAUUUUGAGCUAAUAAUACAAAAGUUCACACUCAUAAUCAUAAUAUAUACUAAUUAAUAAUAUACCGUGGUCUUAUUCAUAAUGACUUAUCGGAGGUUUAAAACUUCGCUUAUAAAUGAUCCCAUACUAAAGCUUAAACAUGCAUUAUAUCUCGGAUAAACUUUAUGUGAUUAAUAGAAGACCCUUCAUUAAGCCAUCGGGCUUAAAAUAGGCUUUGCUAUCGAAAUAGCAAAAACAUGGCCAAGAUAAUAUUAUAUAUGUAAUAACAUAAUCGUGACAGCUGUGAUCUCGUCGAAAAAGUAGUGGCAUUGGUUAAAAUAGAGGCUGUCUACCACAAUUUUCGACGUUUUCAUAGCUGUUACAGUCUAUCAAGACGUUUAAAUGAUAUAGGACAUAAUUGAUAUUUUUUGCGUAAAUUUAACUUCCAUGCUUUGUUUAUAUUUGUGAUAAUUAUCUGUUUCACAUUUUCUUGAUAUUGUAAGUUGUUUAUUUUUCAGAAAUUGUAACAUUAUUUGCGAUAGAGCCAUAGAUAUUGGCUAUCGGAGGUUUGACAAACGUUUAUGAAAAAAAAAAAUAUCGACCUUUUGGUACGCUUCAAACACUUUUUAACUAAUAUUGGUUUAUACUUUCGUUAAUCGUUUUAUGAUAAGGCGGUUAUACAAUAUCAUGGUUUAAAGUGGGUUGGUAGAUUUAAUUGGUAAUAUUUAAUAAAUAUAUAUUAGGAUAACACCUAGUUUAAGAAAGAUAAUAAAGUAAUUUAAUAAUA
Molecule: messenger RNA, 6006 nt
Organism: Leptidea sinapis
Lineage: Eukaryota; Metazoa; Arthropoda; Insecta; Lepidoptera; Pieridae
Gene: DNApol-zeta
Product: DNA polymerase zeta catalytic subunit
Exons: 20
Coding region: 137-5248 (1703 amino acids)
Biological process (GO): error-prone translesion synthesis; double-strand break repair via homologous recombination
Cellular component (GO): zeta DNA polymerase complex; nucleus
Molecular function (GO): nucleotide binding; DNA binding; DNA-directed DNA polymerase activity
Source: RefSeq, a predicted model, not a curated record